AUGACCAAGACUUGGAUGAGGCAAUCGCGCUUCAUAGGGAAGCAUUGCCUUUACAUCCCGUCGGUCACCCAGAGUGGUCUUUGGCAUUACACAAACCUUGCAACGGGGCUAUACACCUCCUUCCAGCACCGAGGCUAUGACCAAGACUUGAGUGAAGCUAUCGCGCUUCACAGAGAAGCGCUGGCUUUGCACCCGGUCGGUCGCCCAGUUCGGUCGGAGUCGUUAAAUAACCUUGCCAAUGAACUCUCCACCCACUUCCACCACCGAGGCAAUGUCCAAGACUUGAAUGGGUCUAUCAUACUUCACAGGGAAGCGCUGGUUUUUCACCCGGCUAUCGCACUUUACAGGGAAGUGCUGGCCUUGCGCCCAGUCGGUCACCCAGAUCGCUCCAUGUCGUUCAAUAAUUUUGCAAACGAACUCUUCACCCGCUUCGAGCACCAAAGCAAAGACCAAGACUUAGAUGAGAGUAUGGCGCUUCACAGGGAAGCGCUGGCUUUGUACCCGAUGGACUCCACCCACUUCGAGCACCGAGGCAAUAGCAAAGACCUCGACGAGUCGCUAGAGAAUCUCCGCUGUGCAUUGACGCUAUUGGCGCAACAUCAUCCUCGUCAUUUACUAGUCCAUCAUUCACUAGCUACUGUCUAUCUGCUGUUCCAUCGAUCUGCACUUGACGGCGCUGGUGAAGAUACUGACAGCAUCAAUGCCGCCAUGCAUCAUCUUAAGGCAGCAGCAAAUGUUGUACCUGGGGGUUUGCUAUCUCGCCUGCGAGCAAGUCUACGCUGGGUUUACCACACUGAUCGACAUACACAUGACACUAAACUGGAGGCUUAUGCAACUUCCAUGCAACUUCUGGACACUUACGUGUCUGCGACAGCUUCAGUAUCAUCUCAACAUCGCACCAUGAAAGUCUUCCCACCUACGCUUGCAGUUGAGUUGUAUCAUGACUCUCAUCUGGACCCAGAUGGCACAAUCCCCCGCACGCCUCUCGACAACCUCCAGGAAUGUGGCAAUUACGCAGAGGCUCUAGUGAAGAAAUUCCGAGACCUCAGCUCCCUCCUUGAUAAACACCCUGCUGAGCCUCCAGAAGGGUCCUCGAGAGUCACGGUAGAAGAAGAAGCUGCCCGGUACGCACGUCUAGUGGAGGACUGGAAUAAAGCUGUGGAAGAUAUCCGGAAGCUCGAGGGAUUUGCUCGUUUUCUGCUUCCCCCCUUGUUCUCCGCUCUUCAAGAUGCCGCUCGUGGUGGGCCUAUCAUUGUUCUUAUUGCAAGCAAGUCAUCUUGUAAUGCAAUCAUUGUCUCGUACAAUCAACCUCUAGUUAGCCUAGCACUCCCUACCAACUUGUCGGAGAGGCUCGAGCGAUCCUCGCCAGCAUCUUUUGCUGCCAUUGGUCAGAAUCACCCACCAGAACAUUCAUUUCCUUGGAAAGCUGUCAAGCCCGAGCUGGAAUUGGUGCGGCGCCUCCUACCCCCCACUGUUUCGUUCACCACGGUCGCGAGCGCUGAAUCAGCAAAGUCAAGAGCGCUGGACAUAUCGCGAGAUAAUCACUGGAUCCAUUUUGCAUGUCAUGGGACGCAAAACUUGGUGGAACCUUUCAAGUGCGACCAACCACUUUCACUCCUCAAAAUUGCACAAACAGAUCUGUCUCGGUACGAAUUUGCAUUUCUAUCUGCUUGUGAGACCGCCGCCGGUGACGUGGAGGCUCCUGACGAAGUGAUUCACCUGGCGGCUGACCUGCAGUUUGCUGGGGUGAAGAGUGUCAUUGGGACGUUUUGGAGAGUCGAUGAUAGCACAGUGUGA
Messenger RNA from Suillus paluster, 1797 nucleotides. RefSeq names its product CHAT domain-containing protein. Gene Ontology annotation, molecular function: protein binding. The coding region runs from base 1 to 1797 and encodes 598 amino acids. The transcript has 5 exons. The record is from RefSeq and is a predicted model, not a curated record. Lineage: Eukaryota; Fungi; Basidiomycota; Agaricomycetes; Boletales; Suillaceae.